Syzygium oleosum is the source of this 477-nucleotide messenger RNA. RefSeq names its product major strawberry allergen Fra a 1.07-like. Gene Ontology annotation, cellular component: cytoplasm; nucleus. Gene Ontology annotation, molecular function: protein phosphatase inhibitor activity; signaling receptor activity; abscisic acid binding. The transcript is spliced from 2 exons. Gene Ontology annotation, biological process: abscisic acid-activated signaling pathway; defense response. Bases 1 to 477 code for a protein of 158 amino acids. NCBI's taxonomy places the organism in Eukaryota, Viridiplantae, Streptophyta, Magnoliopsida, Myrtales, Myrtaceae. The record is from RefSeq and is a predicted model, not a curated record.
AUGGGUGUGUUCACUUUCACCAACGAAUACAAUUCCACAAUUCCUCCGGCAAGAUUGUUCAAAGCCCUAGUUCUGGACUCAAAUAACCUAAUUCCCAAACUCAUGCCUCAAGCUAUCAAGAGUAUUGACAUCAUCCAAGGCGAUGGAGGGGCAGGAACCAUUAAGCAGAUCAACUUCAUUGAAGGUGGCCAGGUUAGCAGCAUGAAGAAUCGCGUGGAUGAGCUGAAUGAGAAGACAUUCACGUACACGUAUACAGUGAUCAAUUUGAAGGAAAAGUUUGAAACUACUGUUUACGAAGUCCAAUUUGAGCCUACACCGGAAGGAGGGAGCAAGAACAAGAUGACAAGCACGUAUUACGCAAAGGGCGAUGUUGAGCUUAAAGAAGAGGACGUUAAGGCAGGCAAAGAGAGAGCCUUGGGAAUGUACAAGGUCGCCGAAGCAUAUCUCCUCUAUUAUAUUUCAUCGGUCCGCCCAUGA